AUGGAAGAACCAGCCACCCAGACCCCAAACCCAAACAAGAGGAAGAAGGCCGACUCCGCGACUGACACACAAGACCUGCAGACCACGGAUAUCCAGGAGAUUAAGGACCUGAAGGCAACCCUGGAGUUCACUCACCAGCAGAUAGAGGACCUGCAGAGAGACAACUCGGAACUCUGGUCCACGCUGACAGCUGUCACUUCAGAGUCGAGGAGUAUGCGGGAAAACCUGAUCUUCUCUGGCAUCGCUGAAUCCAUGCCGGAUAAUCCAGAGUCCCUGGUUAAAAACUUCAUGGUGUCAGCGCUUAAAAUCCCUGCGGACACGGUUAAAAACAUCACUUUCCACCGCAUCCACCGGCUUGGACCCCGAGGAGGAAACCGCCCCCGUCCUAUCGUCGCAAAGUUCGAGCACUUCCAACAGAAAGUGCUUGUAAGGAGCAAAGGACGGGAGCUGAAAGUCCAGGUCCAGCUCCAGCCCAGAAUCCCCUUCAGUCCCUCUCCCAUUUCUCUCCUUCCUGUCCUUCUAGUCCUCCUGUCCCUUUCGUCCUUCCUGUCCCCCAUCCUUCCUUUCCCUCCCGUUCAGUCAGCCCUUCCUUUCCCUCCAGUUCAGUUUGUCCCUCCCUCCCUCCCUCCCUCCCUCCCGUCCUUCCCUCCUGUCGGUUCCUCUCAUUUUUUCUGCCCUUCCUGUCCUUUUGGUCCCUUCCGCUCUGUCUGGUCCCUGUGUCCUUCUGCGUUUCUGUUUGCUCCUUGGUUGCCCCAGCGGGCCCCUCUUUGGCUGGGUCCGUGGGGCGCCCCUGUCUUUCCCAUCUGGCAUCCCAAAUACCCUUUUCCCCAUCUCUCUCCCUCUCAUGCUCCUCUCCCCCUCUCCUGUUCCUUUGCCCUGUCUGUCUUGCUGUCUCCCAUCCGCUCCUCUGCCCUGUCUGUCUUGCUGUCUCCCAUCCGCUCCUCUGCCCUGCCUGUCUCUCUCUGUCUCCCAUCCGCUACUCUGCCCUGUCUCUCCCCCUGCAGCUCGGUGCCUGAGUGGAGUCUAGCUUCCCAGCUGACUCCACUCAGGCAAUCAACCACCCCUACGGCUCCCGGACAGCUGACGAUCAUCACACUGAUUACUCACCUCCACAAUAAGAACCAGCUCAUCCUUCCACUCCCUGCCAGAUUGUUGAACAAAGACCACACAACCCAGCUGCCCGGGAUCCAGCCACCCAGAACCCUCGUCCACUUUCCCCAGCAACUCAUCAUCACCGGACCCCCCAUUCCGGCCUGGACCCCUCCUGUCCCUGCCUGGACCCCCCCUCCCCCCAGUUCCUGGCCAAAAUCCCCCCACUACACCAGCCGCUCCUGCACCCUGGAUUUUCCCCCCAUCGAGCCACCAUUUCACCUCCAACAAUAAAACACUUUCAUUCCAGCCAGCCUUGGUAGUGUGGCUCUCUGCUUGGGUCCACCCGCUCGUUCGUGACAGCACCCUUACUUCAAGUAAGUUUACAAACGGUCGGUUGUUCUCACAAAUGCAUCAUCAGACUUCAAAGGCCAAAAUAUAAUAAAAAAUGUCUGGCCCAAAUAAGCUCCACAGGUGUCAGGUGAGUUGCAGGAAGCCUGAAAACGUUUGAGACCCCCUCUUCAGGUAGGAUAGGCAGUUGACUUACAAUUUUCAGUUAUAAAAUGAACAUUGGUUAUUAGCUAUGACCAGCUGACAUCUAAAUGAUUUGUUGACAAAAUAAUAUGUUUUUUUUAAUUCCACAUGUUAUAUAAAUAAUAGGAAAAGGAAAACACUGGAAAAAUUGGUGAGGGUAGUGAAGAGAAAAGUACUGGACUGUAUGGAGCUGUCGUUAUGGUUGUGUUUAAUAGACUUACUGUCUGUUUAGUAGUGUUGUAAUUGCUAUAACAUAACUGUAAAAUGCAUAUUUUUGGAAGGAAAAACACAAAAUUUUGGUGCAUUAUCCCACGUGACACAACCCUUGCGGUGGCGGAAGUGGCCUGACUGAUUGGAAAUCUCCCGGCCUGAAUUUCUUUCCCAGUCCGGCCCUGCUUGGAGAUAAAGGAAUCCUGCAGUCCAAGAUUGCAGAAAGCUUUUCUGACACAUUACUCCAAAAAAUUUUAACGGGGGUGCAUAGCCAUAGAGCAUGAAAAUAAGUAUCAGCAGUGUUCUGGGAGCACUGAAGACAGAUUUCGGAGUCGGAGAAUCCCAUUUUCUUCAUCAUGUAUUGAGUAAUAUGUGUUCUAUGGAGGAUUUUGUAUUGAAUGAGUUGUAAGUUUGUGUGUUUUGUCAUUUUAAAUGCAUUAUCACAAAUUUGAGUCCAGAAGUCUAGUUCCGGAGAUAUAGAUAGGUCUGACUCCCAUUUAGAGAUGGGUAAAUAUAUUGUAUCAGUGCUUGAGAGUAGCUUAUAUAUUUUAGAGAGGUUUUUAGUUGUUGUCAGAGAAAGCUUUGAGAUAGCUUUAGCUAAUGCAGGCGGCCGGAGCGUGCCUUGAAGUGUUGGAAUUAUUUUCUAAUAAUAUUUUAACUUGUAGAUAAUGUAAAAAGUUCCCAUUUUUUAUUUUGUAUUUUUGAAGCAAGUUUGUAUAUGACAUGAACGUAUUUUCUGAAAAGAGGUGGUGAAGAUGUGUAAUUCCAUUCUGCUCCCAAGCAGCUAAAUGAAGCGGCUGAUUGUUAACCUGAAAGUCAGGGUUGUGCCAAAUGGGAGAGAACUCACAGGGCUCCAAUUUGGAGUUUGUAAUUUCUAAUGCCUUCCACCAAGCGGUCAAGGUGGAGGAAAUCAUUGGGUUUUUAAAACAGUUGUGUCGUUUAAUGGAUGUUGUAAUAAAGAGUAUGUCUGAAAGUC
This is a messenger RNA of Acanthochromis polyacanthus (spiny chromis), 2809 nucleotides long. Its product is annotated as bromodomain-containing protein 4-like. The record is from RefSeq and is a predicted model, not a curated record. The transcript is spliced from 5 exons. Bases 1 to 1383 code for a protein of 460 amino acids. Lineage: Eukaryota; Metazoa; Chordata; Actinopteri; Pomacentridae.